Penicillium cosmopolitanum is the source of this 2097-nucleotide messenger RNA. Its product is annotated as acetolactate synthase catalytic subunit. Lineage: Eukaryota; Fungi; Ascomycota; Eurotiomycetes; Eurotiales; Aspergillaceae. The record is from RefSeq and is a predicted model, not a curated record. Gene Ontology annotation, molecular function: thiamine pyrophosphate binding; acetolactate synthase activity; magnesium ion binding. Gene Ontology annotation, cellular component: acetolactate synthase complex; mitochondrion. The transcript has 8 exons. Gene Ontology annotation, biological process: L-valine biosynthetic process. The coding region runs from base 1 to 2097 and encodes 698 amino acids.
AUGUCACGUGCCACGAUAACUGACACACGUGACUCGCCGAGGUCGGAGGGCGGAGGCAACACGGACCAAUCAGAAAGACCGAAAUUUGAGAAGAUUCACGGCAAGGGCAAUUAUCAUUUCUCUACCCUCGCGGUACCUCUCUACUCACUCCCUGGGCUGUCGUUGGUCAUGAUGAUGCCUCUCAGACCUUCAAAUAGCGCCUGGCGCUCCAUUCACCUCCAGAGGCAGCUGAUCUCUGCCCGUCGGCCUUUCUCGACCUCGUUCGUGGCCUCGGCUGCGUCGCCCCACCGCUCUUCUAUUCAGAAACGGACCCAAAGCACGGCGACCGCGACCUCGGGCUCCCGACCUGCUCCCAGCCCGGCCUUCAACCAAGAACCUCACCGCAAUGAGGUCUCUCCGCUGCAAACCCGCCAGCUCCCUGAGCUCGAUGACUCUAUGGUUGGGAUGAGUGGUGGUGAAAUCUUCCACGAAAUGAUGCUUCGCCUUGACGUUAAGCACGUCUUCGGCUACCCUGGUGGUGCCAUUCUUCCCGUCUUCGAUGCCAUCUAUAACUCAAAACACUUCGACUUCAUCCUCCCCAAGCACGAGCAGGGCGCCGGUCACAUGGCCCAGGGCUAUGCCCGUGCUUCUGGCAAGCCCGGUGUUGUUCUCGUCACUUCUGGUCCCGGUGCUACCAACACCAUUACCCCCAUGCAGGAUGCCAUGUCUGAUGGUACCCCCAUGGUUGUCUUCUGUGGUCAGGUCGUCACCAGCGCUAUUGGAACCGAUGCCUUCCAGGAGGCUGAUGUCAUUGGUAUCUCUCGCGCCUGUACCAAGUGGAAUGUCAUGGUCAAGUCCGUUGCAGAGCUUCCCCGCCGUAUCCAGGAGGCUUUUGAGAUCGCUACUAGCGGCCGUCCCGGUCCCGUCCUGGUUGACCUUCCCAAGGAUGUUACCGCCAGCAUUCUCCGCAACCCGAUUCCCAUGCAAAGCACCAUUCCUUCUCUCCCCAGUGCUGCCACCAUGGCUGCCCGUGAGCUGAGCAAGAAGUCUCUUGACUCUACCAUUGCUCGCGUCGCCCGCCUGGUCAACGUAGCUAAGAAGCCCGUCCUCUACGUUGGUCAGGGUCUUCUUGCCCGCCCCGAUGGCCCUCAGAUCCUGAAGGAGCUUGCGGACAAGGUCCAGAUUCCCGUCACUACUACCCUCCAGGGUCUUGGUGGAUUCGACGAGCUGGACCCCAAGUCUCUGCACAUGCUCGGUAUGCACGGCUCUGCCUACGCUAACAUGGCCAUGCAGGAGGCCGAUCUGAUCAUCGCCGCUAAGCUAGCUGCCUCUGAGGGCCGUGGUGGUAUCGUCCACUUCGAGAUCAUGCCCAAGAACAUCAACAAGGUCGUCCAGGCCACCGAGGCUGUUGAGGGUGACUGCGCCGAUAACCUCCGCCUUCUUUUGCCUCAGGUCAACGCCGUUCCGGAGCGCACUGAGUGCAACCUGACCGCCGACAUGAAGGAAAAGACCAUCAUCACCACCGGUGUUGGUCAGCACCAAAUGUGGGCCGCUCAGCACUUCCGCUGGCGCCAGCCCCGUACCAUGAUCACCUCCGGUGGUCUUGGUACGAUGGGUUACGGUCUGCCCUCCGCUAUCGGUGCCAAGGUCGCUCGCCCCGACUGCCUGGUCAUCGAUAUCGAUGGUGACGCUUCUUUCAACAUGACCCUGACUGAGCUCUCCACUGCUGCUCAGUUCGGUAUCGGUGUCAAGGUUCUCCUGCUUAACAACGAGGAGCAGGGUAUGGUCACACAAUGGCAGAACCUGUUUUACGAGGACCGCUACUCCCACACUCACCAGCAGAACCCCGACUUCGUUCCUCUGGCCCGCUCUAUGCGCGUCGCUGCUGAGCGCGUCUCCAAGACCUCCGACCUUGAGUCCAAGCUGAAAUGGCUCAUCGAGCAAGAUGGCCCUGCCCUCCUGGAGGUCAUCACCGAUCGCAAGGUUCCCGUCUUGCCCAUGGUCCCUGCCGGCCAUGGUCUGCACGAGUUCCUGGUCUACGACGAAGCCAAGGAGAAGGACCGCAAGGAAGUUAUGCGCAAGCGUAACGUCGACUUCGCCGUCAACUAUCGCGAUUAA